AUACUUUUGGAGCAACGAUACGGACGUGCGGUCGACUGGUGGGCCUUUGGUGUUUUGAUAUAUGAAAUGCUUCUGGGACAAUCACCUUUCCGUGGUGACGAUGAAGAUGAAAUAUUCGAUGCAAUUUUAGAAGAUGAAAUUCUUUAUCCAAUAAAUAUGUCUAGAGAUUCAGUAUCAAUAUUGCAAAAAUUACUUACACGUGAUCCAGAACGACGACUUGGCUCGGGGAAAAGUGAUGCUGAAGAAAUCAAGCGUCAUCCUUUCUUUAAAGGUGUAAAUUGGGAUGACAUGCUUUCUAAAAAAGUGCCGCCACCUUUUUAUCCCACAAUUUCAUCUCCCGCAGAUACUUCCAAUUUUGAUGAAGAAUUCACGAGAGAAGAUCCAGUUCUUACUCCCGUUCAUAGCAAAUUAACUAUGGAAAAUCAAGAAGAAUUCCUUCACUUCUCUUAUGUGUCGGACUGG
Racocetra persica is the source of this 462-nucleotide messenger RNA. The record is from the annotation of a GenBank genome assembly. Lineage: Eukaryota; Fungi; Glomeromycota; Glomeromycetes; Diversisporales; Gigasporaceae.